AACACCAUGUUUUUUUAUGAUCAAGAUUGACUUUUAAACAUUCGUGUUGGAUCAGGAAGAAACCCAGAUCAGGUGGAAGAGGAAAGAAGAGGAAUCAGUAAUGGCUAUUGCUCAGGGACAAUUGACAUUCAGAGAUGUGGCCAUAGAGUUCUCUCAGGAGGAGUGGCAGUGCCUGGACUCUGCUCAGAGAGCUUUGUACAGGGCCGUGAUGUUGGAGAACUACAGGAACCUGGUCUCCCUGGGACUCUUGCUUCCUGACCUGACUGUUCUCUCCAUGUUGGAGGAAGGGAAAGCGCCCUGGACUGUGGAAACCGAAGUGAAAACACCAAAAAAUUCAAACUGGGAGGAAUGGAUCAGAGGUGUGCACUCAGGUAAGAGCUCAGGGAAGAGCUCUGUGUUGGGAAAAGAUACAAGAUACAAGCCUACUAAAGAUCAACUUGGAUUAUACGUUCAUUCCUAUCUGCCAAUGCAAGAUGAAGAGAAAAUUGAUGUAUGGAAAGAGGUUUCAAAUGCUCUCAACCAUAUUAUCUCAUUUUCUGCACUGGAAAACAUUCCUUCUAAACUCAAAACCCACAUCCAUAAUAAAUAUAAAAGCAGUUUUGGAAAUUCUGCAGUAGUUGCACAAGAACUGAACAAACAGAUUAGGGAAGAACUUUACAGUUAUAAUGAGCAUGUUGGAGCCCUUAAAGUGUCUUCAAGCUCUCCUAACCAUGGGAAAAAUCAUACUAGAAUGAAACUUCUGUCCCUCAAUGAAUCCCCAACAAUUAAAAACAAAAAGAAACCUGCAAAACGUGAAGAGUGUGGCAAGACCUUCAGGCACAAUUCAGACGUUGUACGUCAUCGGAGCAUCCAUACUGAAGAGAAACCUUACAAAUGCAAUGAUUGUAGCAAACUCUUCAGGCUAAAGCAAUUCCUAAUUCAACAUGAGAAAAUUCAUACUGGGGAGAAAUCUUUUAAGUGUGAUGAGUGUGGAAAACUCUUCAGGCGAAAUGAGCACCUAAUUCGACAUCAGGUAAUUCAUACUGGGGAGAAACAUUUCAGAUGUGAUGACUGUGGGAAACUCUUCACACGAAAGGAGAGCCUAAUUCGACAUCGUAUAGUUCACACUGGGGAGAAACCUUACAAAUGCAAUGAGUGUGGCAAGGUCUUUUCUCAACAAUCAAGCCUUACAGCUCAUCACACAAUCCAUACAGGAGAGAAACCUUACCAGUGUAAUGAAUGUGACAAGGCAUUCAGACUGAAGACAAACCUUACAUUUCAUGAGAAAAUACAUACUGGAGAGAAACCUUAUAAAUGUAAUGAAUGUGACAAGGCCUUUUGUCAGAAGAUAUCUCUUACACUUCAUCAGAAUACACACACAGGAGAGAAACCUUAUAAAUGUAAUGAAUGUGACAAGGUCUUUUGUCAGAAGAUAUCUCUUACACUUCAUCAGAAUACACACACAGAAGAGAAACCUUACAAAUGUAAUGAAUGUGACAAGACCUUUAGACAGAAGAUAGCCCUUACAGAUCAUCAGAAUACACAUACUGGAGAGAAACCUUAUGAAUGUAAUCAAUGUGACAUGGCCUUCACACACAAGAAAUCCCUUACACUCCAUCAGAGGACACAUACUGGAGAGAAACCUUUCAAAUGUAAUCAAUGUGACAAGGCCUUCAUACAUAAAGCAUCCCUUACACUUCAUCAGAAAACACACACUGGAGAGAAACCUUACAAGUGUAAUCAGUGUGACAAGGCCUUCUUUCGGAGGAUAUCCCUUGCAAUUCAUUUGGAAACGCACACUGGAGAGAAAACUUACAAAUGUAAUGAAUGUGGCAAAGCCUACAUUCAUAUUUCAAAUCUUACUCGUCAUCAAAAAAUUCAUACUGGAGAGAAACCUUACAAAUGUCAUGAUUGUGACAAGGCCUUCACACUGAAGGAGUCCCUUACAGUUCAUCAGAAAACACACACUGGAGAGAAACCUUACCAAUGCAGUGAGUGUGACAAGGCCUUCAGACACAAGAUAUUUUUUAUAGCUCAUCAGAAAACACAUACUGGAGAGAAACCUUACAAAUGCAAUGAGUGUGCCAAGGUCUUUACUUGCAAACAGUACCUAAGAAGACAUCAGGGCUUUCAUACUGGAGAGAAAUCUUAACACAUGUAAUCAAUGUGGUAAAGUUUUUAGGUUCAUUUCAGAACUUAUCCAACAUCAGGGCAUUCAUACAGGAGAGAAGCCUUACAGGUGCAAUGAGUGUGACAAGACCUUCAGACAGAAGCUGUCUCUUACAGUUCAUCAGAAAAGACAUACUGGACAGAAAACCUUACAAAUGCAAUGAGUGUGGCAGGGUCUUUAGUAGCAAUUCAAACCUUACACGACAUCAGAGCCUUGAUACUGGAGACAAUCCAUAGAAAUGCAGUGGCUGUGGAAAUAAAUUGGUGUGUGUUCAUAGUUGCAUACACAUCAGGUUAUCUGUAAUGCUAGUAAACCCUGGAAAUGUGAUGAGUGUGGCAAGAUUUUCAGGCACAAAUUGUCCUUAGAGUUGAUCUCAGAAUUCAUAUUGGAGAGAAACUUUGCAAGUGUAAUGAAUGUGCCAAACCCUUCAGACAAAAAAGUCCUUUAAACUUCAUCAUAAAACACAUACUGGAGAGAAACCUGAACAGGGCCUUUCAUCAAAUGAAACUUUGGGCUCCGUGCUUAUAGCUCAACCGGCUAAGGUGCCAGCCAAAUAGACCAGAGCUGGGGGUUUCAAAUCCAGACCAAGCCUGCCAAACAACAAUGACAACUACAACCAAAAAAUA
Messenger RNA from Otolemur garnettii (small-eared galago), 2775 nucleotides. RefSeq names its product zinc finger protein 260-like. The record is from RefSeq and is a predicted model, not a curated record. Gene Ontology annotation, biological process: negative regulation of transcription by RNA polymerase II. The coding region runs from base 101 to 2131 and encodes 676 amino acids. The transcript has 4 exons. NCBI's taxonomy places the organism in Eukaryota, Metazoa, Chordata, Mammalia, Primates, Galagidae. Gene Ontology annotation, molecular function: RNA polymerase II cis-regulatory region sequence-specific DNA binding; DNA-binding transcription repressor activity, RNA polymerase II-specific.